Exophiala oligosperma is the source of this 5137-nucleotide messenger RNA. RefSeq lists its product as uncharacterized. Gene Ontology annotation, cellular component: plasma membrane; cytoplasm. Gene Ontology annotation, biological process: small GTPase-mediated signal transduction. Gene Ontology annotation, molecular function: guanyl-nucleotide exchange factor activity; small GTPase binding. NCBI's taxonomy places the organism in Eukaryota, Fungi, Ascomycota, Eurotiomycetes, Chaetothyriales, Herpotrichiellaceae. The record is from RefSeq and is a predicted model, not a curated record. The transcript has a single exon. The coding region runs from base 304 to 4662 and encodes 1452 amino acids.
GCGUCGUGAUUGCGAAAAUGAUAUCGGUCCAUCAUCCUGGAUCCUUUGACUAGGAACACCUGAACCUUCUUCAGACUCCCAUCCUUGUUGCCGAACUGUCAUUUCGACCUCUCAUGAACUGUCAAUGCGGAUUUUCAGCGCACUGGCCCCUGGAUACUGGAUACGGGAUACGGGAUACUGGACACGCUCCACAAAGAUCAUCGCCACAUCAAGGUCACCGCUAGUCAGUCCUGACCACAUCCUCAUCAAGUUUGACUACGGUGGCUCGGUGAUCGCAACCAGGCCACCGCUCAGGUUCAGAACAUGCCCUGGAAGCCGCUGCCUCUGUCGUAUGCAGUAGCCAUAUACCCUUUCCAACCUUCGGCUUCUCCCACCGAGUUACCACUUCAGAUCGGUGAUCAAUUAUAUGUCAUCGAACAGGGCGGUAAAGAUGGCGCCUGGUGUCGAGGUUAUCUUGUUGCUCCUCCGACCCUAUUGUCGGCCCUGACUCCCGGUGGCAGGACUGCGGCUGAUGCACGUGUCUUUUCUGGCAUUUUCCCGAAAUGCUGCAUCGAAAUUCGGGAACAGCUUGGUCCCGAAGUCUCUGUGGCUGUCCGACCCGGCGAGCCGAAGCCGCAAGCCCCUGUCCCCAUGCUGAAAAUAGGAGAUGAUUCACCGACAUCUUCGACGGAACCACUUGUGGAUGAGAUAUCAUCGUGCCUGCGAGAAUGGUAUAUUCUUCACCUUCCGGAUUUAGUACUCCGGCGCGAGUAUCAUGUUCUCGAUCAGAUGUCCGAGAUCAUAAGUCGACUGGAUUAUGCCCGGAGAGAACUCUUAAAUGACGUUCUUACUGCGCAGGAACGACUGCAGGUGCGAAAUGAUGCGGUCUGGGACCUUGUCAGGGGCAAUAAAAUGCUCAGUGGCGAAGUUAUCGUUCGAGAUGCCACCCACCAAGGCCGACUAUUGACUUCGGAGGAUUCUGCUAUUGAAAUGACAAAACUACAAGCGAUCAUGAGCGUUUUGGAUUCACCGCCAUCCGAGAAAUCCAGGGCCACUUCCUUGCAUCAUUGUCUGGUUGAGGUCAUAUCUGUCGUAGGUUCGGACCUAGAGUCUGCAAGCUUGAACUUGGCCUUGUAUCGCAACGAUUCAGAUGGCAGCCCUGUGUCAUUCUCCGAAACAUACAGUUCUGUUGCUUCGGCAAAGAUGAAGACUUUGUUCUCAGAUCUCAGUACAAGGGAUAUAGGAGAUGCGGGAGAAACUUUUCUCACAGUGAAGGUCACCAUCUCAGAACCUCCGCGAAAAGCAAAGCGAAGAGCCCCUGAGCGCCCUCCCUCUAGAAAUGGCACCUUGUUGGGCCAGCGGCAACUUUCUCUCAAUCGCCGAAGGUCAAGCUUGAUGUUCGGUAAAAGGAAACACGCUGAAAGACCGCAUCCCGGGGUGAACGGUCGAGCAACGCCCCAGACCAAUGAACGGGCUCAAACGCCGUCGAUUGCCGAAGAGGAGGAUGGUUCCUCACCGGCCCAAGGCCCUCCGGUACCUCGGACAAUCGCAGUCGGGAUUCUCGACGUGAACAAAAUCAUGAGGGAUAAUAACUCUGUCGAAGAGACGAUCACAAUGUGGUCAGUCUCAGCACGAGAUGAUGAAAAAACCAGAGAAGUGGAUCCUAGAAUAAAGCAACUGUUGAACUCUCAGGGGAGAAGCCUUGUGGUCUCGCCUUAUAUAUCGAGUGUGGCUCUCAGACUUACUCCUUACACGGCCCCGGAUGCAGAUACAAUGAUCAAGAACAAUCCGACUUCAAUGCAUCUCGUCACCAAGAGUCAGAAGAUUGGUUUUUCGGAGGCGCCUUCCAAGCCUCGAUCAGACAUAUAUCUAAGGCUAAGCAAAGCCGUCAUAACUCAAGGAGCGCAUCUCUCACAUCCAGAAUUGAACGUGGCCCCAAUCAAGGCCCAGUCUAUGCAGAACUUACAAUUAACAAUGGAGGUUCGGGACUCUUCUGGUCGGCGUAUCGAACACUGCAUUUAUCCUUCCGCAAAUGGGGCUGCUGUGACUGCAUUACGCACGAAUGCAGUUGAGAUCGAUUCUGCUUGGGACCAGACACUAUGCCUUCGAGUACCGACAGAAAAGGUCCCGGAUAGCCAUCUGAUUCUCAGCAUUGCGGAUGCCCCGGAGUUCCCAUUUGCACUGGCUUGGAUGCCAUUGUGGGAUAAGAAGGCCUUCAUCAGCGAUGGAAACCACUCUCUCAUCCUCCAUGCAUACGAUAAGAUAACAUCUAGUGUUGUUCAAGGUCGUGGAGCGUAUCUGUCCUUGCCGUGGAAUAAUGCAACUUACAAAACUGUUCACGAAGGAAGUUAUGCCAACAUCGCAUCGCUGGAGGUUAACACCCUUCUGUGCAGUACAGAAUACUCACAAGACCGCACGUUGGUCAGCCUAAUCAACUGGAAACAUCAGACGUCGGUGCAGUUACUAGACAUCCUCCAAAAGCUCACUUUUGUACAGGAAAUAGAAAUUGUGAAGCAACUUCAAGAUGUUCUCGAUGCACUAUUUGGAGUGCUUGUGCACAAGUCAGGAGAGUCAAAAUUUGAGGAUCUCAUUUUCAACGAUAUCGUAUGGGUGUUGGGCAUUGUGCACGACAGACGGUACAAUCUGGGACCCCUUGUCGAGCAGUAUACUGAAAGUCACUUUCGCUCUCCCUAUGCUGCAUCCUGCCUGAUACGAAGUUUUACUCGACUUCUGCAAAGCGUUUCAGAUCCUCAGAGUGCUCGAGACAUGAGGGCUUUGUUCAAAGUUGGCAGGACAUUCAUGAAGAUUGUCAUUACAUCCUAUCAGCAACGGCGAUUUGGAUCACAAACAAAUGAAAAUCGAGACGAAAAGCAUUCGACGUUCAAACAGGAUAUGCAGGCUAUUCUCUUUGGAUUGCAAAUGAUGAUGCGCAGUGAGACGGCAGCGCUGGUAGGAAGCAAGACCUUGCUCGUACGAGAAUUUCACACCUGGCUACCUGAAUUGCUUCCCGCUUUCAGCAAAGAGGAAGUCAUCAGGACGUCUAUCGACUUCAUUGAUUCUUGUGAGGAUGCAACUGGCAAAUUAGUCCUCUACCGGCUUAUCCUCAUUCAUAACUACACCAAGCUGGACCAGAUUUGGGUCGAUGAUAGGGACAAAAAGAUGCUCGUCAAGAACUGUGUCAGAUGGCUUUCCCCCUACUGGAUCCAGAACGACUUAUCAGACGAUUGGCACGAACAAGUCCGAUUAAGUUGUUCGAUUGUUGCCGAACUUACACGAAUCCCAACUCACUAUUUACACGAGUUUAUGCCAAAACUCAUCUCUGCCUAUGAAAUCAUUGCACGGCAGCCUUCGGUUCGACGGCGAUCACUAUCAUUCCUCUUCCCGGAUUCAUACCCAUUCGUAAACAGAGCAACAGACAGCGAGGACUCAUUCGAUGAGGCUUUGCUUGAGCUCUCAGCGACAGUGGCUACCAUCGCAAGGAUGAAAGCGCCUUCAGUUCCCAAAAUCCAGGGUCAAGAGCUUUCGGAGUACGUGCUUUCCACACUCACCAUGCUACGCUCACUCCUUCAGCACCACGCAUGUCCGUCGACCUGGCUCAGUCUACACAUUUACCACCACUCCUGUGCCUUGACGAUUCUUAAUUACCUCUCUACCCUCCUCAUAUCACUGUACCUCCCCAGUCCUGAAGAAGCCGAAAAUCCAGAUCAAGCUGACAGUUUCAACCUGAAAAUGAGCUUGUGGAAAUCGUUCCUUGAUACGCUGCUCAUGUUGGUAUCAUCUCCAGCCCUGGCUCUAGAGCUAUUUCCAGAGCAGAAACGCCGUGCAGUUUGGAAAAUAUCUGGUGACGUACGUCAAUCCGGCGCCGACCUCUUGCGAAAUUGUUGGGAGAGCCUUGGUUGGGAAGCCACGGCUGACGAUCAAAGACGAUACAAUAUCCGUAGGCUGGGUGGGUACCAGGUUCAGUAUGUGCCUAGUCUAGUCGCGCCCACGAUAAGAUUGUGUCUCAGUAUGCACGAGGGGUUGCGGAAGGUUGCGGUCGAGAUUCUCCAGGCCAUGAUCAUCAACGAGUGGGCACUGAGCGACGGAGAGAGUCUAGAGUUGAUCGAGACCGAGGUAAUCGGGGCGUUGAACAGUAUCAUCAAGGCGAAGCCUGUGAGUGCGAACGAGGCCAUGAGCCGCAAGAUUUUCAUCGCCGAGUUGCUGGAGUUGUUCAGCACGAUCGCGAACCAGCCUGACGAUGCGCUGUGGACGGCAAUCGAAGAUCUUGUUGCAACGAUUGAUGAAUUGGUCGACCUACUCACGACCACUGAGGCGGACGAGGAAGUCGACGGCGAACCACAGGAUCCGAGCAACGGACACGCCAGAGGGCAAAGCGGCGACUCGCAGAACAGCGAAGCCAAAGAACUGGCCAGGGCGAGGAGGAGCAUUGACGGCUUGACACCCACGAGCCCCGCGCAGGGACGCGAGAAGGAGUACGGCGUCCAUGCGUUGGAGUGCUACAAGCAAUUGGCCGAAGAGUACGAGCGCAACGGCGACUACAAGAGGCUGGCCAAGACUUACAGGGCCAUUGCCAGAAUCCACGAGGCGAGAGCUGCGAGCCGGGCGGGUGCUGGCGGCUUGAUGAAUGGAAGACGAGCGUAUGGAGAACAGAAUGCAGAUGGUGAAGAAGAGGACGAUGAUUAGUUUGUGGUCCCAUGGUACAAACUUGGGGGCGAGGCUCGAAAUGUAGGUUCAUUCAUGCUCUUUGGAAAGGCAAGCGUGGAAAUGGUACUUUUACUUGGAAGAACGACACGGAGAUAUCAAGCUCGGUGGUGUUUUCUUGGGAGGCUACGAUUGAACAAGAUCGAUCUUCCUGUUGGGGACGACCCCAGGGUUUGCUUGGGCUUCUUUGGCUUGAAAUCUAGUUGAAUACAGAAGGUGAAGCUAUGGGAGGCCAGAUGCAUGUGCUGUACGGAAAAAAGUUUGCAAAUGCCCCCUAUACCCCCUCCCUAUAUGGUCUGAUGUGCUGGGCCGGAUUGAGCGAAGCAACGUUGUAGGAUUUGGCCGUUUGGGCUUGGGAAGUGAGUGGCAUCCGUGAGGAAUGCCGACUAGAAUUCCAUCAAAGUCAUUGUCAUGUUCUUCCUUGCGUCCGGGUGUUCGAAAUUGCAUUUGCAGACAG